Messenger RNA from Dromaius novaehollandiae (emu), 714 nucleotides. RefSeq names its product interferon-like. Gene Ontology annotation, biological process: defense response. Gene Ontology annotation, molecular function: cytokine receptor binding. NCBI's taxonomy places the organism in Eukaryota, Metazoa, Chordata, Aves, Casuariiformes, Dromaiidae. The transcript is spliced from 2 exons. Gene Ontology annotation, cellular component: extracellular region. The record is from RefSeq and is a predicted model, not a curated record. Bases 1 to 714 code for a protein of 237 amino acids.
AUGCCUGCGCCUGCAACACGACACCCCUGCCUGUGGCAUGGCACCCCCGUGCUCCUGCUCCUCCUGCCCGCUCUCGCCACUGCCCUCGGCUGCGCCAACCUCCGCACCCAACAGAGCACCUUCAACUGGCACAGCCUCCAGCUCCUCAAAGACAUGGCUCCCAGCUCGCCUCCAUCCUGCGCCCAACACGACGAGCCUCUCCCCUUCCCCGACACCCUCCUGGCAAUCCACGACCCACAACAAGCCACCGCCGCCAUCCUCCGCACCCUCAACCACCUCUUCACCACUCUCAGCGAAGAAAACACCCCCGCGCACUGGCACAACAGAACCAAGCUCCUCAACCAGCUUCAGCAUCAAAUCCAACACCUCCAGCAAUGCCUCACAGCUGGCAGCAGGCAUUUCAAAAGCCAAGGGCCCCGCAACCUCAACAUCACCAGAUACUUCCACCACAUCCAGAAAUUCCUCCGCACCCACAACCACAGCCCCUGCGCCUGGGAAAACGUCCGCCUCAUAGCGCAGACUUGCUUCCAACACAUCCACAAGCUGACGCGGAGAAUGGCAGGCCACUCGGCUCCCUCCCUCCAAACCCAUCCUCCUCCAAACACUGUCCCCAAUGACAGCCAGAAGACACCAAGCCACGCGAGGCAUCUACAGCCAGCACUCGGAUUCAGCGGCACCACUCUGCCCUGCUUCCCUCCCCCACCCCACAACUAA